Messenger RNA from Alternaria rosae, 1682 nucleotides. RefSeq names its product beta-lactamase/transpeptidase-like protein. NCBI's taxonomy places the organism in Eukaryota, Fungi, Ascomycota, Dothideomycetes, Pleosporales, Pleosporaceae. The transcript has 3 exons. The record is from RefSeq and is a predicted model, not a curated record. The coding region runs from base 328 to 1560 and encodes 410 amino acids.
AAGAAUCGAAGCCCCGCAUCGUGUACCUCGGCAGCCCAUCCUGGCCCGCCACGGACGAAUUACAACAACAAACACUAGGUAGUUCUCGUGCAACCCUUACUCUGUGUAGGUUUACCGCAUUAUCCCUGAGUUGUCCUCCGUUAUAGUCGCUGCAGCCUAGAAAUUAAUAACAUCUCUAGAACCAUUUCUGUCAUCUUGACGCCGGCCACGAUUUGGUAACCUGCAAUCCCUGCGCAACUUGUCCAUAUAUAACCAUAACGAAACACUUCGAAGUGCGCAUCACCACGUCCAGUAUUGUAGGACACCACCGCGGUCUUUAUCACAGCCAUGGCCGAUUUCGAAACCAUCAUCAACGACGCCAUUGCAGCGCAAGAAAUCCCCGGGUGUGCUCUAGCGGCUACAAGCCGUGAUGGCUCCUUCACAUACUCCAAAGCCUUCGGGAGCACCUCAAUAAACCCCGGCUCAGCCAAGCCUAUGGACCUCAACACCAUGAUGUGGGUCGCAUCCUGCACCAAACUCAUGACGGCCCUCUGCGCCAUGCAACUUGUCGAGCGCGGUCAUAUCACCCUGAAUGAACCCAUAUACACCCACAUCCCGGAGCUGGAGUCACUCAACGUUCUCACCGGUUUCACCGACGCGGGAGUCCCCAUCGAAGAAAAGCAUAAAACCCCCAUCACUCUCCGCCUAUUGCUGACACACUCGAGCGGCCUGACGUACGAGGGCAUGCAUCCGAAAACGCUCGCCUGGCUGAAGUAUCAUGGUAAGAAACUGAACGCCAAGCCAACGGUGGUGGAGCGAUUCAACGCGCCGCUUGUGUUUGAGCCGGGAGAGAGCUGGGCGUAUGGGCCUGGGGUUGAUUACGCUGGACUGCUAGUGGAAAGGAUCUCAGGUCUCACACUAGAAGAGUACAUGAAGAAGAACCUCUGGGGUCCACUCGGCAUCACCGACGUUACGUUCUUCCCCUCGACACGCCCGGAUCUACAAGAGAGAAUGGCGGAAAUAUCAGGCCGGGGUGAAGACGGGAAACUAGUUGUUCAUGAUGGUAAGAUGCCUUAUGUAGAUGAUAAGGGCGAAGAGGUGACGGGUUGUAUGGGUGGACAGGGUAGCUUUACCUGCGCGAAGGAGUAUAUUAAGGUGUUGAAGGGGGUGUUGGAUUGUGAUGAUGAAGGCGAGGGGAAGGUGCUGAGUAAGGAGAGUUUGGAAGUGUUUUUCAAGCCGCAGCUGGGCAAAGGGAGUAGGGCGAUGUUGAAUGCGAUUGUGCAGGAUGAUAUGGCAAACAACGCAAUGGGCGGUACCCCCAAACACGUAGCCAAAGACUACGCUCUCGGCGGCUUGGUCAUGUUGGGAGACGCGCCCGACGGCAAGAAGGCAGGAACGAUGCUUUGGGGCGGCUAUCCCAAUCUCAUCUGGUGGAUCGACCGUAAGACUGGACUCGCUGGGAUUUACGCUGGGCAGGUUGUACCGCCUGGGGAUCUGAUUUGUGGGAAAUUGAUGAGGAAGUGGGAGGAGGGUUGUUAUGGGAUGUUUGAGAAGCAUAGCGAGAAUGAGUCGAAAUUGUGAAGGUGCUGGUGAAAGGGCACAAGUAACAAGGCGGAUGUGCUGACGUCCUCAGAAAAGUUGUAGAAGCGAAGACGUAGAAAUGGUAGGGCAGAUAUCGGGCUCAUACAGUGCAGAGUGAAGAC